This is a messenger RNA of Tribolium madens (black flour beetle), 372 nucleotides long. RefSeq lists its product as uncharacterized. Bases 55 to 327 code for a protein of 90 amino acids. NCBI's taxonomy places the organism in Eukaryota, Metazoa, Arthropoda, Insecta, Coleoptera, Tenebrionidae. The transcript is spliced from 2 exons. The record is from RefSeq and is a predicted model, not a curated record.
GACACUGUCUGUUUGUAAAUCAAUCAUUCCGAAAUAAGAACACAACUGGUAAAAAUGUCCAUCAAAAUUGUUAUAUUUUUUUCCUUAAUAUGUGUUAUGCAAGUGAUGGCUGCUCCAAAGCCUAUAAAUUGGUCACAAUUGGGACGAAAUGCUUUGGAUUUUGGCCGCAAAGCUGCUCCUGUGGUUAAAAAUGGAUGUCAAUUGCUUAACGGUGCUCCUCCACCACCCCAGAUUUAUUACGUCAAUGUCCCAUAUCAGAACCCACAAGGCGGAAUUCCAAUUCAAUAUGCACCUCCCGUUUCAAACAAUAUUGAAGAAUUGGAUUAAAAUUUUAUAAUAGUAAUGACUUGUUUCUUUAAUAAAAUUAUAAUU